This is a messenger RNA of Lachnellula hyalina, 1290 nucleotides long. It is a transcript of the gene PDX1, whose product is annotated as Pyruvate dehydrogenase complex protein X component, mitochondrial. Gene Ontology annotation, cellular component: pyruvate dehydrogenase complex. Gene Ontology annotation, molecular function: dihydrolipoyllysine-residue acetyltransferase activity. Bases 1 to 1290 code for a protein of 429 amino acids. Gene Ontology annotation, biological process: pyruvate decarboxylation to acetyl-CoA. Lineage: Eukaryota; Fungi; Ascomycota; Leotiomycetes; Helotiales; Lachnaceae. The transcript has 2 exons. The record is from RefSeq and is a predicted model, not a curated record.
AUGGCAUCUUUUGUGACAGCUUGUCGUCUGUCAGCCAGGCUUACAUCCAGGCAGUUGCGACAAGAUGCCGCUGCUCGAGGUUUCCGGACCUCUGCAGCGUGCCUGGCUGCUCAGAACUUCACUAUGCCGGCAUUAUCUCCUACUAUGACCGAAGGCAACAUUGCAAACUGGAAACUCAAGGAGGGCGAUUCAUUUUCGGCCGGUGACGUGCUGUUGGAAAUUGAGACGGACAAGGCAUCAAUGGAUGUGGAAGCUCAAGACGAUGGUAUUCUCGCAAAGAUCACUGUAGGGGACGGGGCCAAGGGAAUCAAGGUCGGAGCUCGGAUUGGAGUUCUAGCUGAGGCGGGAGACGAUAUCAGCAGUUUGGAAAUACCCGCAGAAGAAAGCUCUCCAGCGCCAAAGGAAGAAGCAUCCAAGCCAAAGCCUGAGAAAGCGUCCGAGUCGAAGUCAGAAGCUGUACCCAAGACCUCUUCCGCAGAUUUAUCCCCGGCGAAGUCCUCUAAACCAGCGGAGAAACAGACCCGUCCACUCCUACCAUCCGUCUCACACUUGAUCCACGAACAAGGUCUUGAGCAGGCAGAUGUAGAUAAGAUGACUCCCACUGGUCCUAACAACCGAUUGCUGAAGGGCGAUGUCCUUGCAUACCUGGGCUCAAUUUCCUCCUCGUACCCCACUGAGCUCUCAACCAAAAUCCAAAAGCUCUCUCACCUCGAUCUUAGCAACAUCAAACUUGCCCCACCACCCGCGGCGCCAAAACCAGCGCAGGAAUCUGCACCUACCUCCCCACCUGUCGUCGAAGAGCUUGAAGUCGCAGUCCCUAUAUCCAUGUCCUCCGUCGUUGAAGUGCAGCAACGGAUACAGAAGACACUUGGAAUAUUCCUGCCGCUCUCAACGUUUAUUGCUCGUGCUACAGAUGUUGCGAAUGACGAUCUACCGCAAUCGAAGACACACAAGCCUUCAGCAGACGAGCUCUUCAACCAAGUGCUUGGACUGGAUAAAGUCUCUUCGCUCGGUGUAAGGGGUACAUUCUUACCGCAAAUUAUGGCAUUUCCCCAAGCUGCCCCUGCGACCAAGCCAAGAAAGCCUGCAGCAAAGAGCGUUGAUAUAAUUGACAUCCUCUCUGGCACGGCAAAGCCAUCUAAACUUGCUUCUAAGCCUGCACCGGGCAUGUCGACCUCGGUCAAUGUCUUCAGUGUUACGGUGCCGAAGGGCGACAAGAAGAGAGCGCAGAUCUUCUUGGACAGAGUAAAGACUGUUCUGGAAGGAGAGCCCGGGAGACUCGUCUUGUGA